AUGAUCGGCAUCGGUUCGCGGGGUACGAACAAAGAAGACUUUCUGUGCGUGCUCUACGGCGCGGACCUCCCCUUCAUCUUCAGGCCGAAGGAUAAGGGAUACAAGCUCAUUGACGAAAGCUACGUCCCAGAUGUUAUGCAGGGAGAGAUCAUUGAAAUGCUUGCUGACCGCAGCAACGAGCUCCACGAGACCUGGAUUGAGUUGAUAUGAACAACAAACCAAUGUCCCUAUGACAACGCUUGAUCCUCCACAGGCUUUUGCUCCGAACGUCUCUUACUCCGGUUCUUGCUGUGGGUACUAGCAAUGGUGUUUGAGGACUUUCUACGGUCCAAAUAUGACAUAGCGCAUCAUCCCGAAAGCGUUUCCAAGCAACGUGAAUACAGUCCGAGGUGUUGGAUUUUCAAGGAUGAUAUCCGGGAACCUCUCUUCGACAAAGACAGCAUGCAGCACCUCUUUUGUCAAUAUUCCGCCUGUCUGAGCUGUAUUCAUGACACCGACUGACUGGAGUACUCGCAC
This is a messenger RNA of Exophiala xenobiotica, 516 nucleotides long. RefSeq lists its product as uncharacterized. NCBI's taxonomy places the organism in Eukaryota, Fungi, Ascomycota, Eurotiomycetes, Chaetothyriales, Herpotrichiellaceae. Bases 1 to 210 code for a protein of 69 amino acids. The record is from RefSeq and is a predicted model, not a curated record. The transcript has a single exon.